AUGUGGAAUUAUGUCAAAAAAUGGACGAAAACAUCAUCGGAUUUAAUCAGUUGUACAGCAAGUGUUGUAUUUGUACGUGGAAAUAAAUUAUAUAUUGAACAUGUUGGAGAUUCAUCAAUUGUAAUAGGUGAAGCUUCAAUUUCUUCCGAAGAUACUGCUCAAAUCGAUCAACCAUCAACAAUCAUUAUAGGUCAAACACCUCAGCGACCUAAACUUGUUGUACAACGUAAAGAACAUAUUCUCACAUCAAUUUCUAAUGGAUUGACACCUGUGAGAACUCCAAAACGUCCUGCAUCGGAUGAUAUAACUGAAAUGCUGAAUAACACACCACUUCAGGAUAUUCUUCCUCCAGUUCGUUCAACAAAUAAUGAAGAAGAUGAUCAAGAAUUUUUACCUUUAACUAAACAAAUACCUAAAAUAUCAAUAUUUGAUGAUGAUUUAGCUCGAAAAGUUGAAGAAUGUUUUCGUAAUAAUACGAAUGAACAACAAUCUGAUAUUGAUAUGAUGGAAAUUGAUCAAAUAAAUAACAAUAAAGAAAAAUCUUCUAGACGUUGUCGUUGUCGUUCUCGUUUUCGUUUUUCAUUUUCAAAUAAUCAUCAUUCACCUGAACAAGAACAUGAGCAAAAUUCAAAAAGAAAAUCUCGUUUAUGUCGAACGCAUUCAGCUUCAAUAAUAAAUCAUGAAGAUCAACAUAAAAUAACUUCAUCACAUCGACGAAAAUCAUAUAGUACUAUUGGAUUAGCUAAUGAACUUAAAAAUCUUCCAAAUAAUAAUAAUGAACAAGCAACAAGUCUUGAUAAAAAAUCAACAAAAACAAAAUCAUCAUUAGCAAAUCGUGUUAAACGAGCUUUUUCAUAA
Molecule: messenger RNA, 858 nt
Organism: Rotaria sp. Silwood2
Lineage: Eukaryota; Metazoa; Rotifera; Eurotatoria; Philodinida; Philodinidae
Source: the annotation of a GenBank genome assembly